GCUUAAAUUAUUGCCCAUGAGGUACGCCGGUUUCAAAAUGGACGACGGUGUCACAGAUCAGCCUGUCUGCAAAAGAGCUAAAAUUGACAGUAAUGACGAGUCUCUGGAAGAAAAAAAUAGUAGUAAAGAUGCAAAUAAAGACCUUGAAAAAGAAUCAACAAUAAAAAGCGAAUUUGUAAAGGACAUAGGCCCGCGUCUCUCCGAGAGCGAUGUAGGAAUUGACCAAUAUGUAUGUGACUCUCCUGGUAUAGGAGGCAUUAUCAAGCAAAGAUAUGCAGAUUUCAUUGUUAGGGAGAUAGAUAAAAGCGGGAAAAUUGUGCGUUUGUCGAGUAUUGAAUUCCUGGAAGCUGAGAGAAAAUACCAAGAGGAUGCAGAAAGCUGCCAUGUAGAUACUGUUGACGCCAAAGAUGAAACCAACGCUGAAGGUCCACUUAUUCUCGAGGAUCUUGGUAGAUUAAAUGAUUUUCUCGCGGAUUCGAAGCAAACUGAUAUAAAAGAUCGUUUCUUAGUUCUAAGUGCAGACAAUGACAAAGAACACAGAAAGCUGGUGCAUAUGUUUAUAAAGAAAAACUAUCAAGACCUUGAUACAGAAACAUUUGAGAAUGAAAGUGGAGAGAAGAUGGUCAAAGUUUUCUUAAAGGAGAAAAAUCAAAAUAGACAAAGGCAGAGGAAACAGAGAGAUAACAAGCAAACACAAUAUUGUCAUUUUGUUUUAUAUAAAGAAAAUAGAGACACAAUGAGUGCUGUAAACUUAAUUGCAGAUUUACUUCGUGUAAAGCCAUCUGUGUUUUCAUAUUCAGGAACAAAAGACAAAAGAGCAAUAACAACCCAGCAACUUUGUGCUUGUAGAGUUGAUGCCAAAAGAUUGGCAUCAAUAAACAAGCUAGUUAGAAAUAUUGCAGUUGGUUCAUUUGAAUAUAAAAGCUUUCCUUUGAAAUUAGGCGAUCUUAGUGGAAAUCAGUUUUCAAUAGUGUUAAGAAAUAUAUCCCUAACUGCAAGUGAAGAGUUGUUGUCUAAGAUUAUAGAAAGCUUGAGAGGCAGUGGUUUCAUUAACUAUUUUGGGAUGCAAAGAUUUGGCAGUGGAUCUGUUGCAACGUUUGAAGUUGGAAAAGCAGUUCUGAGAUCUGACUGGGAAUCAGUGAUCAAGCUCAUAUUGAGCCCUAGACCUGAAGAGGACAAGCUGGUGUUCAAUGCUAAAAUGCAUUGGCUAGAAACAGGUGACAGCAAAAGUGCUUUAGAAAUGAUGAAGAAAAGGAGAUGCAUUGAAGGGAAAGUUCUUGACAUCCUGGCCAAGCAAGGAGAAAAAUCGUUUUAUAAUUCAUUUCAAGGAAUUCCAAGGAAUACACGAUUGAUGUACAUACACAGCUAUCAAAGUUAUAUUUGGAAUAAAAUUGUGUCAAAAAGGAUUAAGAUUUUUGGGAUGCAGCCAAUAGCUGGAGACCUUGUUCUGUCAAAACAUGCAGAAGAUGGAAACGUAGGAUUACAAACAGAAAGUAUGACUAGAUGUCAAGUGAAGAUGCUGACAGAGGCAGAUUUGGCAAGCAUGGCAUACAAAAUUACAGAUAUAGUGAUACCACUACCCGGGUAUGAUGUUACGUAUCCAGGCUUCGGUGCCAAAGAAUGGUAUUCUGAGUUGCUUGCAUUGGAUGGCCUGAGUUUGGAAGAUAUGCGGCACCAAAUCAAGGAAUACUCUUUGUCAGGGGCCUACAGAUUCAUGAUCGCCCGACCAAGCAACAUCAGUUGGUCAAUUGCUGCAUAUGAUGACUACAGAGUGCCUCUCUGGCAAACUGACUUGGAUGUUAUUCAUGGACAAGAGAUUCCAAGUGGGAAUGAGUCUGGGAAUCUCAAAGCAUUGAAGUUGGAGUUUAGUUUACCAACAUCCUCUUAUGCGACAAUGGUCAUACGAGAAAUCACAAAAAUGGACACAUCCACACACAGUAACAUAGAACUUAAUGUGUAAAAGGGGAAUUUUACAUUUUGAUAUCUCUUCAUGCUAAUCCAAGAUUUGUGUCCUUUACAAUGUUGCCUCCUUCGGAUCUAAACAAAUGCUCGUUCAGUAUACGUUUGAAUAGAAGGGGUUUAAUUUGUGAAUAACAACUUUCAGUAAAUCGCUUAAAGUCGUUCAAAAAUACCAAUGUGUGUUAUUAAUAUCCUUGUGAAUGGCUUCACAAAGGUGCAUUACAGCUAACUGAGUCCUAUUCUUUUAAAUUGCCAUUGCAAAAGAAGCAUCUUUAUGGAAUACAUGAAUUUCUUUCCUAUACUUUUUUUUACACAAAACGAGAACUAAAUGUUUUUAAGCAGGAUGUUUUAAGGCAGUUGAAUUUGAAGGAGAAUGCUUGAGAAGAUGGUGAAUUGAAAUUAUGAUAUUAGAGACGAUGAAUGAGAGCUAUGAUAAUUGGUGAAUGUCUGUCUACUUAAACGGUGUAUUUGUUGGUGUUUUA
This is a messenger RNA of Rhopilema esculentum, 2441 nucleotides long. Its product is annotated as pseudouridylate synthase 7 homolog. Gene Ontology annotation, cellular component: nucleus. The record is from RefSeq and is a predicted model, not a curated record. Lineage: Eukaryota; Metazoa; Cnidaria; Scyphozoa; Rhizostomeae; Rhizostomatidae. Gene Ontology annotation, molecular function: RNA binding; pseudouridine synthase activity. Gene Ontology annotation, biological process: pseudouridine synthesis.